GCGGGCGCCGCGCUUGAAGAGAGCGCGGGAGGCGGUGGUGGCGGCGCUGUCAUGGCGUUGGCGCAGGAAGCGCGGCAACUGGGUUGCUGGGUGGCCGAAGAGAUGGAGGCGCCUUUGGCGGCCCGGGUCCCGGAAUCGACGCUGCGCAGGCUUUGCCUGGGCCAGGGGGCCGACAUCUGGACCUACAUCUUGCGGCAUGUGCACAGCCAGAGGAGUGUCCAGAAGAUCCGAGGAAACCUACUCUGGUAUGGCCACCAGGGCAGUCCAGAGGCCCGUCGGAAGUUGGAGCUGGAGACGGCUGUUGCCCGCCUGCGGGCAGAGAUCCUGGAGUUAGACCAGAGCCUGGAGCUGAUGGAGCGAGAGACCGAAGCUCAGGACAUGGCUGUGGAGCAGGCCCUGCAGAGCAUACAAGAUACCCAGCGUCGUGCUCUCCUCCUCCGGGCCCAAGCUGGGGCCAUGCGAAGACAGCAGCGUGGGCUCCAGGAUCCCACACAGCGGCUGCAGAAUCAGCUCAGGCGCUUGCAGGACAUAGAGAGGAAGGCCAAAGUGAAUAUAACCUUUGGACCAUUGACGUCAGCAGCCCUGGGCUUAGAGCCUGUGGUCCUGAGUGAUAUCCGAACAGCCUGCACCCUCCGGACCCAGUUCCUGCAGAACCUCCUGACUCCUCAGGCCACGGAAGACAGCAUCCCAACCCCUCGAGAUGACCACUUUGGAACUUCCUACCAGCAGUGGCUUAGCUCAGUAGAGACAUUGCUGACACGCCACCCUCCUGGCCACGUCCUGGCAGCUUUGGAGCACCUGGCUGCAGAGCGGGAGGCAGAGAUCCGGUCCCUGUGCAGUUCGGAUGGGCUCCCAGAUACAGAGACAGCCAGGUCCCAGGCACCAGACCAGUCAGACUCUGGCCAGGCCCUGCCGUCCAUGGUGCAUCUCAUCCAGGAGGGCUGGCGAUCUGUGGGUGCACUGGUCGGCGAGCGGGGCCCCCUCCUGAGGGAGCAUCAGACCCUGACCCAGCGCCUCCAGGGCCUGAUGGAGGAGGUGGAGACAUGUACCCUGGGAUCCAGCGAGAGGCAGGCAUUGGUGCUGGGGCUCCGGAGCUGCGGCCUGUGCGCAGAGCUCAAGGCCCUGCGUGCCCAGAGCAGAGAGCUAGAGGAGGCUGCUGGGCGGCAGCAGCUUCUGCUGCAGGAGCUACAGGCCAAACAGCAACGGAUCCUGCACUGGCGCCGGCUGGUGGAGGAGACACAGGAACAGGUCCGCCUGCUCAUCAAGGGCAACUCAGCCAGCAAGACGCGUCUAUGCCGGAGCCCUGGGGAGGUGCUAGCUCUGGUUCAGCGAAAAAUGGUUCCCGCAUCUGAGGCAGUGGCACCACAGAGCCAGGAGCUGCUUCGCUGUCUGGAGGAGGAAGCCCAGCAUCUGCCCCACCUUCUGCUGGGCACACUGCUGCGGCACAGCCCCGGAGGGUUGCAACCCCUGCCCACGGUCCUGCCAUCCAUCCACCAGCUGCAUCCUGCGUCCCCAAGGAGCUCCAGCCUCAUAGUGCUGAGCCACACACUAGGACUGCCCGCAGGGAAGGCCCCGGAGCUGCUCCUCCCGAAGGCCGCCUCUCUUCGCCAGGACCUUCUGUUCCUCCAGGACCAGCGGGGUCUCCGGUGCUGGGAUCUGCUCCACAUGAAGACCAGCCUGCCGCCGGGACCAUCCACCCAGGAGCUGCUGCAGAUCCGGGCAUCCCAGGAAAAGGAGCAGAAAGAGAAUCUGGGGCAGGCCCUGAAGAGGCUGGAGAACCUAAUGCAACAAGCGCUGGAGCGAAUCCCCAAACUGCAGGGGGCUGUGGGGGACUGGUGGGAACAGCCAGGCCAAGCCGCCCUCUCUGGGGAGCUCUGCCACGGCCUGUCCCUGCCCCAGUGGCGGCUUCGCUGGGUCCAGGCCCAAGGCAGCCUGCGGCAGCUGUGCAGAUGAAGAGGGAGCUCAAAUAGCAAUCGAGAGCCUCACAUUUGUUCACGCCAACACCUCCCCUCCCCCAAGAAGACCUUCGGAAGAAGAUAUCACCUGGAUGUGUCAGCCCAUCGGCUGCCCAGACCUGUCAUCUGCCUCACAGGGUGCUUUGCUCUUCCUCUCAGCUACCUUGCCCUUGUCCUUUCAUCCCACCAAAGCCAAGUGGAUGGAGUACUCUGGACGCAACCCCAGGUACCUCUGAAACUCCCGUCAUCGCUUUCACCCUCAGCAAAAAGUAACUGAGCACCUGCUCUAAACACUGAGGAAACAGCACCAAACAGAACAGACAAAAGUCCCAGUCUUCAGGGAGUUGACGUUCUAGGACAGGGAAACAGACCACUGACAAGACAAGUAAGCAAAGUAUAUAGUAUGUUGGGAGAUAACUGCUAUGGAGAAAAGUAAAGCAGGCUGUAGGUGGUGCAAUUUUAAAAACAGGGCUCCACAGCCAAGGCCACACUCUGUAAAGGUAGUGAGAAGGAGGCACGUGGGUAUCUGAGGAAGGCUUGCAGGUGACAGCUACAGCACGUGCAAAGGCCCUGAGUUCGAAUGUGCUGAUGUGAGGGAGGCAGUGUAGCCAGGCGGAAUGGGGUUUGAGAGAUGAGAUUGUCUUCUAGUUUUUAUAGUUUCUUGUUUUACAUUUCAAUCUCUGAGCCAUUUGGAAAUUAUCCAAAUGGAUUCAGCUUUGUCUUAUAUUAUAUGUAUAUCCCGGUAGCACUCAUUAAAAUUCUCAGAGCAGUGGUUGCUUCUGAGGGAGGGCUGUGUGGCAGGGAUCAACCAAGGAGGAGACAAGGAAACUUGUGGAGUUGGGAAUGCAUUGUAUGUUGAGAGUGGCAGGGGUGCCACAGGUGUGUAGAUUUGUCAGAAUUCACCCAGCUGUGCCUAGGUCUGUGUGUGUCACUGCAUGAAUUACUCUGCAAUUUAUAAAGUAAAACUUGAGGUGAUUUGAGAUGCCACCUUUUCAUACGCUGAAUUUGUGUGGUUAAUUGGGCUAGCAGUGAGUUCUCUCCAGACCACUGUACGUCCGCCUCUCAGGCACCCUUCGUGGCAGGGUUUUAUUGUAAAGGCUUCGUAAUGUGUCUCAGGACCUGAAAUGGCCAGUCGCCGUCAUGCUCUUAUUUUUCAAGGUUUCCCUGUCUCUCAAUCUUUUCUCCCAAACGAAAUGAACUUUAUACUCAACUUCCCUGGUUCCAGAAGAAAUACAAACAUGGAUGGGAAUUUUAUUGGGAUUGCAGUCCGAUUACAAAUGAGGGGUAUUUGACAUCUUUGUGAUCUUGAACCUGGCUUUCCACUUCCCUUUUCACAGCUGCUCCCUCAGCCUCCAGAGCCCUCUCGCUCUCCCAGUUCUCUUCUGGCCCCAGUGACUCUUUCCCAGUCCUUACACAUUUGCUUUGCUCUGCGCCACCUUGGUGUUCCUCCUCUUCCUCUCUUCAUCUUGGUCCCCAGCCCCCAGCCCCCUACCAAACGUGGAGGUCCUCACCCCCCUCCCUGCUUGAAUUUCCUCCAUAGCACGUCUGAUCUUCUAACAUACUAUGUGUUUUACUUUAUCUUUUAUUGUCCUCCUGAAACAGGUGAAUUCCUCUAUAAUCUAGAAGUUGGACAAACUUUCCCAAAUAUGAUUCAAAAUCCAGAUGCAAUAAGGGGAAAUAUUGACAAAAACAUAAAAGCAAACUUUUGCAUGGCAAAAAAAAAAAAAAAAAAAAAAAAA
Messenger RNA from Equus caballus (horse), 3694 nucleotides. RefSeq names its product HAUS augmin like complex subunit 5 (gene HAUS5). Gene Ontology annotation, cellular component: HAUS complex; centrosome. The record is from RefSeq and is a predicted model, not a curated record. Gene Ontology annotation, biological process: spindle assembly; centrosome cycle. Lineage: Eukaryota; Metazoa; Chordata; Mammalia; Perissodactyla; Equidae.